Messenger RNA from Toxorhynchites rutilus septentrionalis, 1035 nucleotides. RefSeq lists its product as uncharacterized. Gene Ontology annotation, cellular component: nucleus. NCBI's taxonomy places the organism in Eukaryota, Metazoa, Arthropoda, Insecta, Diptera, Culicidae. The transcript has 2 exons. The record is from RefSeq and is a predicted model, not a curated record. The coding region runs from base 144 to 806 and encodes 220 amino acids.
CCUGCAAUCUAUACUGAAUGACAGAAGAUACAUCCUGUAUGAUUUUCCGGAUUUUCCACUCCAACUGAUUCGUUCUAUGGAAAUAUUAUCCUAACUCAAGUUUAUUGAAUCCUACUAAAUUUUAUCGGUGAAUAUCUGUCGCAAUGUCGAGAAACACAGGAGAUCAUCGCAAGGUGGAAAGGAUUCUACAAUGGACUGUUGUUCAAGGAUGGCCUUACGUGCUUAUAAAAUGGAAAGACUGCGAUGACUCGGAGAAUUCAUGGGUGCCAGCGGAGAGAGUAACCGGUUCUAUGAAUUACUUCCAGACAAGCAGCACCGCGAGUAGGAGGAAGCGGACAACAGAGAAAAAGCGAUCAGGAAUUGUUGAGAAAGUAGAAGACACUCAUGAACAUUUGUCAGCCAAUCCGGGAACUAGUUAUCGGAUGAAUGACCGCUUGGUUUUAGAUGGGCUUGAGGAGGCGAUGGCAAACGAACAAAAAAGUGACGAUGAUGAGAGAAAUACUGACACUGUUGAGGAAAGUACCGACACCGGAAGUGAAAUGGAAGAAGCAUGUGCAAUUGUACCUUUUAAUCCGUAUACGACACAGCGGGAAAAUGAAGGCUUCGCAUUACAUGGGUUCCAAAAAGGCUACAGAGCAAAGAGGAUAGAACGCCUCGUGGAGGAAAAUGGCGACAUUUAUCUCCUGAUUAAAUGGAAGGGUAUAGAAGCACCGGAAUGGGUGUCAUCGGCAAUUGCCCGAUGGCACAUUACUGAUAUGUUGAUAGAUUAUUACGAACAGCUUAUUAUGUGGCGUGGUAAGGUAUAGGAAUAGAGUGUAUAUUUGACGUCUAAUUCAUAAGAUACUAACUCAAAUGCUGACGAAAAAUGAAGUUUUUUUAUACAACGACGUUCAAAACCGGUCAAAUUAAUGAUAAUGUUGACAACAAAAUUUCACUAUCCAAUAACCAGUUAAUAUAGAUUGCACAUUCAUUUAUUCUACAGCUCUAUGCCAAAGUGCAAUUACAAAUCCAUUCAAGUUUCAUUUAUAGCGAAUU